AUGACUGUCAAGCUCUGGACAUCACCCCUGUCGUGGAACUGCGUGCGGGUGGAGCACGUGUUGGCUGAGAAAGGCAUCGAAGAUGUCGAAAUAAUCCCAGCCGACCUCAUCGGGGGCAAACACAAGGCGAGUCGUCGUUCCCUCAACCCGAGAGCAUCUCUCUUCGGGAGAGUGCCACUGCUGGAGGACGGCGACGUUGUGAUCUUCGAGUCCCGCGCCAUCGCUCGCUAUCUGUGCGAGAAGUAUGCGGCGGUUGGCCCGAGAUUGAUGCCCCCCGAGGGCACCGACGCUGGAACACGUGGCGUCUGGGAGAUGAGGCUGAUCCUCGAAGCGGUCGAGUUUGACGUCCACGUCGCGCCGGUGAUUAGCGAGACCAUCAUUCGACCCGCACUAGGCAAACCCACCGACGAAGCCGUCAUUGCGAGACACAAGCCGAAACUCCUAGCUUGCCUAGACGUGCUUGACAAGGCCCUUUCCGAGCUCCCAUACAUGGGAGGCACCGAGUACAGUCUGGUGGAUAUCUUGUACAUGCCGUGCAUGUUCACCGCGAGUCGGUGCCUGGAGCUUUUCGAGGGGCGACCCAAUCUGAAGAGGUGGUGGGACACCGUCAGUGGCCGGGAAGCGUGGAAGAGGGCCGUCAAGCCGCUUGACGAGGGGUAUGGCCAGGUCGUUCCAGGGUGGAAGAAGUAA
Messenger RNA from Fonsecaea monophora, 690 nucleotides. RefSeq lists its product as hypothetical. The transcript has 3 exons. Lineage: Eukaryota; Fungi; Ascomycota; Eurotiomycetes; Chaetothyriales; Herpotrichiellaceae. Gene Ontology annotation, molecular function: glutathione binding; glutathione transferase activity. The record is from RefSeq and is a predicted model, not a curated record. Gene Ontology annotation, cellular component: cytoplasm. Bases 1 to 690 code for a protein of 229 amino acids.